AAUUGUUGUUUUUUCCCACAAUGCACCGGGCGGCACUGAGGUCGCCUGUUGUUGCCUGGGAGGGAGGGAAAAGCGCGCGUGCAUGCAUGUAGCCACUCGGCGACUGUCUGUCUGUACUACUUUUGUUUGAACUUUAAGCGUUUUAAACUCCGACAUGCCUCCGUUUGGGCUGACCGUCACCGUUAACCUGUUGGCUAAGUCUCUCGGUGUGUUCUCCCACUCCAGGUUUUCCAGGAUCUUCUCUGCUAAUGUGAACCCAGUAAAAUACCUGACUUCUCAGACCAGCGGGCCUCCUAAGAGACCUCUAAAUGGAUACAUGAGAUAUCUUCUCCAACAGAAACCAAUUGUGACUGGUCAAAAUCCAGAAAUAAAGCAUUUGGAUGCCAUCAGGAAGAUCGCCCAGCAGUGGACACUGCUGAGCCCAGAACAAAAACAGCCUUUCCAAGAGGCAUCCCACCAAGCCAUGGAGCAGUUCAAGGUUGAUCUCCAGAAGUACAAGGCCCAGCAAACCCCAGCACAGCUUCAGCAACAGGCCUUAGAGCAAAAGACAAGGAGGCGCAAAAGAAAAGCCUUAAGGAAGAAGAGGGAGCUGACCACCUUGGGAAAGCCCAAACGUCCUCGCACUGCCUUUAACAUCUACGUGUCCGAGCACUUUCAGGAGGCCAGAGGAUCCACCUCACAGGCCAAAAUGAAGUUUCUGUUGGAGGAUUGGAAGAGUUUGUUAAGCGAUCAUAAAAAGGUGUAUACACAGCUAGCUGAGGAUGACAAGAUCCGCUACAAGAAUGAGAUGGAGUCCUGGGAAGACCACAUGGAGGAGAUCGGACGAGAAGAUCUGAUUCGUGGACAGACGCUCCACACAAAGAAACCUCGAGCUAAAAUUAAGCAGGUCAAAAAAGAAAAAAAGCAGACUAAACUUAAAACAGCGAAGAAGGCCACGCCGACCUCUGAAGCCUCCAAAAAAGCCAAACCAAGAAGCUCAGCACAAGCUGUCCCCAAAGGGUCCGUUAGGGAGUCCUAACAGCGUUUCUGGCUUACGAGCACGCUUCUUCUUGUUCACCCUUUUAUAAUUCUCUACAAAGUCCUUGAAUGUUGAGUAGUUGAAGCAGAAGUUUUCUUUUCAGACUGAACCGUGUCUUAGUGAAGGUUAAAGCUGUUGGUGUAUUCAUAACAAAUAAACAUCAGCACAUGCUAUUAAAACAAA
Nothobranchius furzeri (turquoise killifish) is the source of this 1201-nucleotide messenger RNA. RefSeq names its product transcription factor A, mitochondrial (gene tfam). Gene Ontology annotation, biological process: transcription initiation at mitochondrial promoter; regulation of transcription by RNA polymerase II. NCBI's taxonomy places the organism in Eukaryota, Metazoa, Chordata, Actinopteri, Cyprinodontiformes, Nothobranchiidae. Gene Ontology annotation, molecular function: DNA binding, bending; transcription cis-regulatory region binding. The record is from RefSeq and is a predicted model, not a curated record.